Molecule: messenger RNA, 3370 nt
Organism: Myotis lucifugus (little brown bat)
Lineage: Eukaryota; Metazoa; Chordata; Mammalia; Chiroptera; Vespertilionidae
Gene: AP2A1
Product: adaptor related protein complex 2 alpha 1 subunit
Exons: 23
Biological process (GO): intracellular protein transport; clathrin-dependent endocytosis
Cellular component (GO): membrane coat; AP-2 adaptor complex
Molecular function (GO): clathrin-cargo adaptor activity
Source: RefSeq, a predicted model, not a curated record
GCCCGCCAGCCCGUCCUCCCCCCCGCGGCGGCCGGCUCCGCUCGUUGGCGUUGCCUGGGGUCCUUUUCCUCCCGGUCCCGCCUGCUUGCCCCCGCUGCGCCGUGCCCAGCCGGGCCAGGCCUGGAGCCGACACCACCGCCAUCAUGCCGGCCGUAUCCAAGGGCGAUGGGAUGCGGGGGCUCGCGGUGUUCAUCUCCGACAUCCGGAACUGUAAGAGCAAGGAGGCGGAGAUUAAGAGAAUCAACAAGGAACUGGCCAAUAUCCGCUCCAAGUUCAAAGGGGACAAAGCUUUGGAUGGCUACAGUAAGAAAAAAUAUGUCUGUAAACUGCUCUUCAUCUUCCUGCUUGGCCAUGACAUUGACUUCGGGCAUAUGGAAGCCGUGAACCUGCUUAGCUCCAACAAGUACACAGAGAAGCAGAUAGGUUACCUGUUCAUCUCGGUGCUGGUGAACUCGAACUCUGAGCUGAUCCGGCUCAUCAACAAUGCCAUCAAGAAUGACCUGGCCAGCCGCAACCCCACCUUCAUGUGUCUGGCCCUGCACUGCAUCGCCAAUGUGGGCAGCCGCGAGAUGGGCGAGGCCUUUGCCGCUGACAUCCCUCGCAUCCUGGUGGCCGGGGACAGCAUGGACAGCGUGAAGCAGAGUGCGGCCCUGUGUCUGCUGCGGCUCUACAAGGCCUCGCCCGACCUGGUGCCCAUGGGCGAGUGGACGGCCCGCGUCGUGCACCUGCUCAAUGACCAGCACAUGGGCGUGGUCACAGCUGCUGUCAGCCUCAUCACCUGUCUCUGCAAAAAGAACCCGGAUGACUUCAAGACGUGCAUCUCCCUGGCUGUGUCUCGCCUGAGCAGGAUCGUAUCCUCGGCCUCCACCGACCUCCAGGACUACACCUACUACUUCGUCCCCGCGCCCUGGCUCUCCGUGAAGCUCCUGCGGCUGCUGCAGUGCUACCCCCCGCCAGAGGAUGCGGCCGUGAAGGGCAGGCUGGUCGAGUGUCUGGAGACUGUGCUCAACAAGGCCCAGGAGCCGCCCAAGUCCAAGAAGGUCCAGCACUCCAAUGCCAAGAACGCCAUCCUCUUCGAGACCAUCAGCCUCAUCAUCCACUACGACAGGUGCCACCCAUGGGGCGCUUGACAGUUCCUGCAGCACCGCGAGACCAACCUGCGCUACCUGGCCCUGGAGAGCAUGUGCACGCUGGCCAGCUCCGAGUUCUCCCACGAGGCGGUCAAGACCCACAUUGACACCGUCAUCAACGCCCUCAAGGUGUGAUCUCGGACUCUGAGUGUGAGGGAGAGAGGGGCUGAGGGCCUGGAGCCCCUGGCUGUGAGCCCAGAUCCAGUUGAGUCCACACCCUACGCCCCCAUGGGCCUACGCUCGUGCACACACGCAUGCCUGUCCUCCCUCGGCUGGCAGGUCCUGAAGGUGGCCAUCCUGGCUGAGAAGUACGCGGUGGACUACAGCUGGUACGUGGACACCAUCCUCAACCUCAUCCGCAUCGCAGGCGACUAUGUGAGUGAGGAGGUGUGGUACCGCGUGCUGCAGAUCGUCACCAACCGUGAUGACGUCCAGGGCUAUGCUGCCAAGACUGUGUUUGAGGCGCUCCAGGCCCCAGCCUGUCACGAGAACAUGGUCAAGGUCGGCGGCUACAUCCUUGGGGAGUUUGGAAACCUAAUUGCCGGGGACCCCCGCUCCAGCCCCCCAGUGCAGUUCUCACUGCUGCACUCCAAGUUCCACCUGUGCAGCGUGGCGACGCGGGCCCUGCUGCUGUCCACCUACAUCAAGUUCAUCAACCUCUUCCCGGAGACCAAGGCCACCAUCCAGGGCGUGCUGCGGGCCGGCUCCCAGCUGCGCAACGCGGACGUGGAGCUGCAGCAGCGCGCGGUCGAGUACCUCACCCUCAGCUCGGUGGCCAGCACGGACGUCCUGGCCACGGUGCUGGAGGAGAUGCCGCCCUUCCCCGAGCGCGAGUCGUCCAUCCUGGCCAAGCUCAAGCGCAAGAAGGGGCCGGGAGCCGCCAGCGCCCUGGACGACGGCCGGAGGGACGCAAGCAGCAAUGACAUCAACGGGGGUGUGGAGCCCACCCCCAGCACGGUGUCGACACCCUCACCCUCCGCCGACCUCCUGGGGCUGCGGGCAGCCCCUCCCCCAGCGGCACCCCAGGCUCCCGCGGGUGCAGGCAACCUCCUGGUGGACGUCUCUUCCGAUGGCCCAGUCGCCCAGCCCGGCCUGGGGCCCACCCCCGAGGAGGCCUUCCUCAGCCCAGGUCCUGAGGACUUCGGGUCGCCCAUCCCAGAGGCUGAUGAACUGCUGAAUAAGUUCGUGUGUAAGAACAAUGGGGUCCUGUUUGAGAACCAGCUGCUGCAGAUUGGAGUCAAGUCAGAGUUCCGGCAGAACUUGGGCCGCAUGUAUCUCUUCUACGGCAACAAGACCUCAGUACAGUUCCAGAGCUUCACGCCCACUGUCGUCCACCCUGGGGACCUCCAGACUCAGCUGGCCGUGCAGACCAAGCGCGUGGCCGCGCAGGUGGACGGCGGGGCGCAGGUGCAGCAGGUGCUCAACAUCGAGUGUCUGAGGGACUUCCUGGCGCCCCCGCUCCUGUCUGUGCGCUUCCGGUAUGGGGGCGCCCCUCAGUCCCUCACCCUGAAGCUCCCCGUGACCAUCAACAAGUUCUUCCAGCCAACAGAGAUGGCGGCCCAGGACUUCUUCCAGCGCUGGAAGCAGCUGAGCCUCCCCCAACAGGAGGCGCAGAAGAUCUUCAAAGCCACCCACCCCAUGGACGCUGAGGUCACGAAGGCCAAGCUCCUGGGGUUCGGCUCUGCUCUCCUGGACAACGUGGACCCCAACCCCGAGAACUUCGUGGGGGCCGGGAUCAUCCAGACGAAAGCCCUGCAGGUGGGCUGUCUGCUCCGGCUGGAGCCCAACGCCCAGGCUCAGAUGUACCGGCUGACCCUGCGCACCAGCAAGGAGCCUGUCUCCCGUCACCUGUGUGAGCUGCUGGCCCAGCAGUUCUGAGCCCCGGACCCUGCCCCCGGAAGUGUGGCCGGCGCCAGGAAGCCCCCAGGACUGAGGGAGCUUUGGUGGAUCGGAGCAGUGAGGGGACCUCCGCUGGUGACAGGGAAGACCCCAGGGUAGGGGGGUGCCUGGGACUUUCCUCCGGCCUUUUGUAUUUUUAUUUUUGUUCAUCUGCUGCUGUUUACAUUCUGGGGGGUUGGGGGAGCCCCCUCCCUCCCUUCCCCCCCCAAGCACAGAGGGGAGAGGGGCCAGGGAAGCAGGCGCCUCCUCCCCUCCCACCCACCCUGUUGUGGCCCCUCCUGCCCCCUCCCCGUCCAGGGGCUGUGUAUUAUUGUGACCCAAUAAACAGAGAGACGCUAACA